This is a messenger RNA of Silurus meridionalis, 9724 nucleotides long. RefSeq names its product sine oculis binding protein homolog (Drosophila) a (gene sobpa). Gene Ontology annotation, cellular component: nucleus. The transcript is spliced from 10 exons. Lineage: Eukaryota; Metazoa; Chordata; Actinopteri; Siluriformes; Siluridae. Bases 632 to 3325 code for a protein of 897 amino acids. Gene Ontology annotation, biological process: animal organ development. The record is from RefSeq and is a predicted model, not a curated record.
UUACCGAAUAACAGGCCCCUCCUCCUUUCUCUCUCUCUCUCUCUCUCUCUCUCUCUCUCUAUCCCUCUCUCACAGCUCGGAGACACGGCACGCAGCAGCAGAAGAUGGCUGAGCGCACCGGGCAGCGUGAGCCCCGCACGGCGGCAGCAGCGUCGUUAUCCCCGUCCCUCUCCCGGGGCGACCCUAAAUACCCCCCCUUCCUCCUGUCUCUCCUUCCUCCACACACACACACACACACACACACACACACACACAUCCUAAAGGUUCCCGGUGUCUGUACCGUCGCUCCGCGAGCCCACGUUAGUUCCUCUGACAUACAUUCAUACACGCACGCACGGAGGAAUUUUUUUUCUCGUUUUGUUUUCUUUCAUCGAAGCAUGGCGGAAACGGAGAAGGAGGGCAGUAGAGCUCCGGAGAGCAAGAGGAGCCGGAAACCCGCGCACCCCGUCAAACGGGAGAUCAACGCAGACAUGAAGAGGCCACGCCCACUUCACCAGGACUCAUCUCCUUCAAUAGACUCACCUGGUUCAGCACAGAGGCCACGACUGCUUCAGGAGAACUGACAUAAAGACAACUCAUACCAACCAGGUCCUACCUCUGUUGUGACUGACAGAGUUUUGCAGAGAACACGAUGAACGAGCUGCUCGGUUGGUACGGGUACGACAAAGUGGAAUUGCGAGACUCCGACGAUAUCGAGAUCCACAACUAUCCGGGUGGGGAAAUCCGCCAGCACAUCUCAGUCCUGAAAGAAAACUCUUUGCCAAAAGCGGUGAUGCCUGAGGGCAGCUCGUCUCCUCCUCAUGCCAACAGCUCCUCUUCAACCCCUACAUCACGCAACGGCGUUUCCACGGAGACGCCUGCUAACCCUGCCUCCUCCUCCUCUUCCUCAGCGACAGUUGCCAAGGAGCAAGGGGGCAUGCCAAUCAUCGUUCCCCUGAUUCCACCCCCACUCAUCAAACCACCAGCAGAAGAGGACAUGUGUAAUGUUCAGAUUGUGUGCGCGUGGUGUCAGAAGGUCGGUUUGAAGCGUUACUCCCUCAGCAUGGGCUCUGAACUCAAGAGCUUCUGCAGUGAGAAGUGUUUUGCCGCAUGCCGACGCGCCUACUUCAAGCGCAACAAGCUGGGAUUUGUGAGGACUUUACCUGCCAGAGAGGAGGAGGCCUCCACGCAGCACAGCAAAGACACGCCCAGACUUGUCCUCAAGACACACAGCGAUACGCUUUCAGGGGUCAGAGGUGAAGGAGACGCGGGAGACGAGUUGAGAUGUAAACCAGAGGCGCUAAUGUCCGAGGUGUGUGACUGGUGCAAGCACAUCCGCCACACUAAAGAGUAUUUGGAUUUUGGUUCAGGCGAGAGAAGACUCCAGUUUUGCAGUGCUAAGUGUCUGAACCAGUACAAGAUGGACAUCUUUUAUAAAGAAACCCAGGCAGCUCUGCCUGGUGGACUGUGUAACCCCAUUUAUCCAGCUGUAGAUGGAAAAACAGAAGCUAACACCGGGGUCCAACUUCUAACCCCUGAAUCUUGGAACACACCUUUGGGUGAACUAAGACCCCGCAAGGCACCAUCGCCAGGGGCAACAACAUCUGGGGCUGGAUACUCAGGAUCAGCAUCUGCGUCGCCCUCUGAUUCCAGCGCCACAGGUUCUGCAUCUUCAUCAUCCUCGUCCUCAAUAAAAAUCCCUACGCCAAGGCCACACGAGAGUCCAACAUUACCCCCACCACCACCACCUCUGCCACCACCCCCUGCCACUGGAAUUCACCCUCCACUGGGUGUAGUGCCCAAUGGGACUCAUCCGAUGGUCAUGACACACCGUGGCCCUGUACCUCUUCCAUUUUUUAUGGAGCACCAAAUGAUGCAGCAAAUCCGCCCUCCCUUCCUACGCCCUCCUGGCCUCAACAGCCCCCUUUCUAAUCCCAUGAUUCCUGGAAUUGGGCCACCUCCUCCACCUCGAACCUUGGGUCCACCAUCUAGUCCCAUGCACCGACCCCUACUUUCACCCCAUGUCCACCACUCUUCCACCCCCACUUUGCCGGGUAACCCUUCUGGAAUAAUCCCCCCUCACCCAGGGGCCCACAUUCCUGGAAUUCCAUUUCCUCCGGUUAACAUUAUGCCACCUGGGCCUAUACCAAUGCCACCAAUGAUGAAUUUUGGCAUGCCAUCACUGGCACCAUUAGUGCCCCCUCCAAUGCUCUUAGUGCCGUAUCCUGUAAUUGUGCCAUUACCAGUUCCGAUUCCCAUCCCUAUUCCGAUACCAAUUAAUCCAAAGACAUCAGGUGAUCGCCCUGGAAAUGAUGGGAUGCUUCCGGAAGUUUCCGGUGAGCACAGUGAUUUGCAGGACUCUCCCUUCUCUCCAAGUUCAUCCAGAGAAGGAGGACCUCAUAAGCAGAAUGCCUCUAACUCAGAUGUGCUGUCCCCCAGCAUUUCCAGCCAGAUGGAAAGGCACAGUAUGAGCUUGAUUAAAACGGAAAAUGCUGGAAAUUCCAGUUCAUCACAUCCAUGCUCUCCUACAGAAUCACCAGCAAAUGGAAUAAUUGACUUGACAAAAAACAGACGGUCACGACAGCAGCUAGUGAUCCAGAGAGCCGCACCAUGCUUACAGGUAAAGCCUGAGCCUGAAUCUACCACACAUACUGGGCUUAACAGGUCCAGAGUGGGUGAAUGUGAAAUGAGUGAGAGAGAUUCCUGCAGCACAGGACCAUUGGAGGACACACAAAAAGACAGAGACACAGAGCCCAAAAGCCCGCUGAGCAUCACUUUGCCUUGUGCAGAUCCUUCAUUCUGUAGUGCUACACCUCUGCUAUCCCAACCAAUCACAUGCAGCCUUUCUAACCCUUUGGCUAGCACCUCUGUGACAAAAACAGAGCCAGGUACUGCUACGCCUUGUAAUGUGAUUGUCAAUGGCAGCUGCAACAUGCCGCCACUAGAACUCAAAGUCCGGACACCCCCUCCAGAACAGCGCCCUGCUGUGGAAAUAAAUCGAAGGACAGCCACACUUUGUGAUGAGCCAGCUGAGGGAGAGGACCUAAAGGAAAACAGCUGCUCAGCCAUUGAGAGAACCUUAUCCGAGCAGGCUGUAGCACCUGGCCGUGUUGGAGAGGAAAAGUCCCAAGAAGCAGAGGAUGCUGCGUCUGGAGCAGAUCAUGCAUACGCCUUGCCUCUCAUGCCUAAACCGGGCUGUGUCAUUCAGCCUGUGCCAAAACCAGCAGAUAAGACGGCAGCCAUUUUACCGUGCGGCCUGGAAGCACCAUUAUCAGCGGUGGGAGCAGCAGACAUGGAGCCACCAUUGAAAAGGAGGUGCUUGCGCAUCCGCAAUCAGAACAAGUGAAGAGUGAGAAAGCUUGCAGACACUUACAUCUCACCAAAGGGACAACAGCACAGCACUGCAGCAGAUAACAUCAGUCCACCAAUCAACUUCAACAUCUCUACUCCUCCCUAAACUCAAACAUGUUUCAGUUAAUUGCACUUCCCACAAAUAUCAUCUCAGUACCGACUGAACCAAUGGAUUACUUUUAAGGGACGGUUUUUCGAUUGACCUUUUAACUUUUUAUGCUCCCCUUUUCUCAUCGCUAUUUAGUAAAGUUCUAUCCACAUGGAUGCAACUCCCUCUACAGGACUGGUGCAACACUGCAGUGCUAUGGAUUGUAAUAGAAAUAAAGAGUUGGGAUUAGGCCAAAACACUGGUGAUUAAGCCAAAACAGCGAUCAUGAGAAGUCCCAUGGACUGCCAAUGAAAUGUGCAAAAGACGGACAGGACCAGUUCCUGAACAGGCCUGAAAGCAGGCCUCAAACAUGGCCAUAAACAUCACGCCUGCCACUCUUGUGUGCCCAUAGGUGACAGACAAGUAUUUGCUUGUUUUUGGUAUUCAGACAAGUCUGUUUUGUCUAUAUGAGGUAAAAAAGAAAGAGCUGGAGCUCUGAGAUGCCCCAGGUGUCACACUUUAGAUGAAUAGAGUGCCAAGAAAGUAAUGAAAAAGGUCACUGUGGUCACAUCCUUUAGUGGCAUCUCUCUUUUUUUAACUUCUACUUCUCUCUUUGGCACCACCAGCAAAACACUUGUUUCUCUGUAUCCAUUCUGGCCAACAGAAUGGUCUGAGAUGUUAAAAGUACUCCCCCUGCUGGAACAGACAAGACAUAGAAAGAAAAUUAUGAGGGGGGUUGAAGUGCUCAUGAAAUUGAAUAUUUAUAGACAGUUUGCUGUUGCUAGUUAUGGUUGUGUUUAAAAGGGAAGGAUGUGCAAUGUAAACUUUCAUCGAGGCAUGGAUGACAGGGUAGAACCUUCAUUAGAUAAGUUACACCAGAAUUUGAGGUCUAGCCUCCAACCUAAACCCAGAGAUCAACAGAGCGACGUAUAUGCCAAACACUAUUUUUACAAUAUUGGCAUAAAAUGCAACACACUUAGUGGUGCUCCAGGGUCCUAGAGUCCAGUAUAGUUGGGUGAUUUCUCUGCACAAACAUACCUAGUAAACCAGAUAAAUUAGUUAACUUGGGUGUCUUUGUGGCAGGGAUUUAAGAGGCUCUACUGGACUCCAGUUCUUCUACUACUAUAGUGGCCUAGCUCAAAAAAUCUUGUCAUUAUGUAUGCUAGCCAAAAGAGAUAAUGAAAACUAUAUAGGCCUGGAAUUUAACAUUCAGUUCAGUCCCACUAAUCAACUACAAUCAAUCAUACGUUGGUUGAACUUUCAGCAUGAUGGCUGAGUAGCAGUCUAGGUGUACCAAGGUCUGUCAUUUAUAGUGCCACAAAUUAGUUAUAAUGCUGUUAUUUUUUCCUUUUUGAUUUUGCCAACUUGCUGAUUUUGUUGAGUGGCCAUGAUUUUGCUAUCCCAAGCAGAAUUUUUGUUUCCUGCCUUUAUCGAGUUGAUCAGAUUUGUAACAAGACAUGCUGUGGUUCGAAGAAAUGUCACAAUCUGCACACACAUAUGGUUCAGAUAGAAUGGAGAAGAUGAGUUAAAUUGGUGUUUGGUCUCAAAGCAUAUGGUUAGCAAAUAAGUCUAUAGAAAGUUUAGACAAGAAAGCAACCGUGAAAAGGAAAUAGAUCAAGAAACAAACCAGUAAAGUUCAACUUUAAACCAACAACAUGGCGAUUUACAGCUUUGUAAGAGUGCAACUCAAAGCCUGUAGUGUGUGUGUGUGUGUGUGUGUGUGUGUGUCUCUGUGUGUGUCUGUGUAGGUGUGAGGUUUUGGUCUUGCCAAGAACCUGAAGGAUUUCACUCCAUUAUAAUUUUCCUACAUCAUUAGAAAAGAAAAAACUGGAUGUCAAAAAAGAGUGGCAAGAAAAGAUGUGAGGAAAUCGUAUAUCAUUUUAGGGUGUCGGGAAAAAGUCAAGGUCAUUCAGACAUUUGCCCCAAACCUUGAGGCUCUCUAAUGGAAAAGAUCUCCCAUGUUACCUGAGAGCUUGAGUUCCUCAACCAGUUUGGUUUUUCUCAGUGUAUUAAUUUCAAAUUUCUUCUUCAAUGUCUGCUUUAAUCAGUCCCCCUGACAUCAAUUGAAAUUCCCACCCAAUUUUCUUUCUUCUUCCAUCUGUCUGUAUCUCCAUCCUUACUUCCCAAUUGGAUGUGGAAUUAAUUGCAUUGGCUACUAUGGGGGAUUUCGUUUUUUAAAGGCGUUGUUCACCUUGACACUGAACUGUAAACUAAACUUAUGGGGACCGAAAGGUUCUCGCAGUAAUGCGAGGACACACACACACACACACACACACACACACACACACACACACACACAUUCAAACUGUCAAUCUUAUUACAGUUUCUUACAGCAGACAGUCUCUAGUGAAGUCCCAGUAUCUGUGAGAUUAGUGUGUAAGCAGGAUGCGAAACACAAGAACACACAAUCUGAAUAUGUGAAGGGGAUUAUUGGAAGUCUAGCAACAGCCCAGUCUCAUUCACAAAAAUAUAAAAAAAGUGCUGAAAAAUAAUUGUUAUAAAUUAGAUUUUUUGUAAUACAUUUUUUUUUUAGGUUUAUUCUCUUCACAAAGCACCAACUAAAACAUGCAAUAAUCUAUUUUAUUCCCAAACCUUUUACCCCCAUUUUUAUUUCACACACCAUGUCUGUUACGUACAAACAUUUCACUAAAUUGACUAGAAAUCAAUACAAAAAAAUCAGUAAAAAUCAUUCGCUCUCAUAAACAGUAGACAUACAACCCAAACACUCUAGCACCUCUCGGAUAACGCUGAGACCUGAAAUAUUGUAUAUUUGUGAGUGUGCGUGUGUGUGUGUGUGUGACCUUGCUAUUGUAAUCUGAUUCAUGCAGACUGGACAGAUAUAACUCUGAAACUAAACCCUGCUGUAGUGUCUGUGGUUUCAUGCAGACAAGACAAUGACACCAGCAUAAAAAAGUGUGUGUGUGUGUGUGUGUGUGUGUGUGUGUGUGUGUGUGUGUGUGUGUGUUUUGCAAAAGCAAGUGCUGUCCUUGAUAAGCAGGAACAGCCAGAGAAAGAAAGGCUUCAAGGAAAGAUUCACGCACUGUGGGCUCUCGACAAAUCCAAACUAACCAAAGUGUGUUACAUAAGAAACUCUAUUGUGUCUAUUAAAAUGCCACUUAUGUCAUUUUUGUGGCUUUACACUGAGAGAUUAUACAGUAUUUGUUUAUUUUUGCUCCUCUGUUAGUAUUAAAGGCCAGCAGCUCGCAGGAAUAUUAACAGUAAUGCUACAUGAACCUUUUUGAUUUUUUUAAUAUUUUACAAAUCUAAAAGGCCGUUUAAGAUCAAUAAAACCGUUUAUUUUAUGAAGCUAGAUUUGUGAACUGAAACUAGAAACCAUGCGCUAAUCACUCAAUGAUUACUGAUAUAUUUAGUAAUUAGUAAUGAGUUUUCCGUAAAAAUCUGAAUAACUGAAAGCUUUUGUAAACUUCACAGAAUACCGCUGUUGUUUUGACAUUUCCACAUGUAAUCGCUGCAUGUAAGACAUUUCAAAACGUGAAAACAUAAAAAGUAAAGCACUAGCUAGCCACCUUUGAUAAUAGCCGCAGUGGUUAUUAACAGGCUUUGUUGUCAUGGUACCACCGUACGUCAACCCCGGGCCCAUUCUAUAUAUGCUGAUACGAAAUUAUUUGGAUAAGUUUUGGAUUUGGAUUGACAUAAUUCUGGAUUUCUGUUGUUUAUUAAAGCUGCUGAUGGAUUUUAUUACCAGAAUUGAAACCUGUUCAGGUGGUUUGUUUUUUUUGAAAAUAUUUUGCAUUAGCAGCCAGAAACUUUUAUGUCCACAUGUUUGAAGAUGAAUCAUAGCUUGAAAGGCUAAAAUCUUGGUCCACAGAGAAUACCGGUAACGUGGUAAUAGUGGGAUAUUUGUAAGCCUGACCCCAGGACAGGAGAAUCCCAAAUAAAAGUACAGUUACAAAGUACAAAAUACAACUCUACAAUGUGGUAGGUUAAUACAGAAGAACAACCAGCGACCAAUUAGAAAGUCAUUUGGAUCGAAUUAACACUCGAUUGCAUUCAGAUAGUGUGAGUGAAUCAGGUUCUAAGUGUAAAGCCGGACUCGCAACAUUAACGGGAUAAAUAGAAACAGAUAGUGUGUCAUUUUAGACUGUUAUUGGUGGACUGUUUUAUCAGUGCACAAUAUACAAAAGUUUUGUGUUUGUGAAGAUUCUCAGUCAUCCAGGUGCAGUAAUCUGGUAGUUAAAUCAUGUCAACUGGACUUCUAUCCAUUAUUAAUCCAACCAGAUUCAACCAAAUAGAAGCCCAGUUGACAUGACACAUAACUUCCAGAUACAAAAGGUUUGUCUGUUCUCCUAAGUUCACACAGUGGGCAUAAAACACAUUGUACACAAAAGUGUCAACUAAUCAAAUUGAAUUUUUCCCCUAAUUGUGUUUAAAAGCCAAAAAGCGAGUCUCGCAUUGCCACCAAGUGUGAUUCGGGUUUGACAUGUUCUCUUCCGCCAUCGUUCAAGAAAUAUAUGUAAUCAGUGAGAGAGCCCUGUGUUGUCUUUUAGUACCUUACAUUGUGAGAAUUAGAUCUUUUUGUCGUAGUUUGUCUUAUUUAUUUAAUUUAAGUUAUUGACGCUUCGCUACAGAUAAAUCGUCUUUUUUUAUGUACUUUUCAAAAAUCUCCAACAUGCUGCGAAAUGUGCGAAAUUCUGGCCACACAAGCAUGUGACAUGUCAAAACACUCAGCACACUAGGGAAGAGUAAAAAUAACGACGAACACGUGACGUAGCUGAACACAUUUCACAAGGAAAUAACAUGUCGAGUAACAAUCACAUUUGCUUCAGGACAGUUUGAUUUUCAGUUAUUGACCCUUUGUUACAAAUUAAUAAUUUUUUAUUUACUUUCCAAAAAUCUCAGACAAUCUCAGAUUUUUUUUUUUGCUGGUUUUAAAAAGCAGCUGAACUAAAUUUCAGCAAUCACAGUAAAACACACUAUGCUAGUAUUUUGUUGCAUUACAUUAUUAUUAUAGUCUUGAGCGUAUUUACGGUAUGCCUACUACUACGUUUUUUUUUUCAUUAACAUUAUCGGAAUAUGAACGCUUUCCUUGGUGCCACUAAUCCUGUUCGCUGAAAUUUGCUUCGUCAUAUUAAUGGUCCAAUACAAAAUCUCAGCAUUUGUACCGUCUGAUGAAUUAUAAGCAGCGUGUCAUUUAAACAAACACUAUCACAACACGUGAUAAAACGUUAGCCAGUUCAUCAUGAAAGCUACAACGUAACAUCAAAAUGCUAAACUUUUUUCUGUCAGAGUUCUGGUUCAGGUUAGAUUUGACUACACUGUAUUGAUUAAUCAGGUCUGGACCUACGUUUUGGAGCAUUGUGUGUUCCGCAGGCCAGACGUCAUACAAUCAAACUGUACAAGCCACCAAGAAAUCACCCACAGCCAUAUGUUAUGCAAGUUAUGCAACCACAAACCCUUACAAACUCUUAGUGCACUCUGUGAAGCGGACAAUGACGAAAAACAAAAACAUUAUAAUAAACACACAAUUUUUUGUGAAAAAAAAUUUUGCAGGUGAAAAAAGCUGCCUUAACUGUCACUUCUGCUGUCUAGCAGUCUGAUCUUACAAAUCGUACACUUUGUAAAAAAUAAAAAAAAAAGGGAGAAAGAGAACAAAAACAAAAAUCACACACACAUACACACACACACACACACACACACACACAAAAAGAAUUAUCUAAAAACUAAAAAACAUCCUCAUGCUGAUGUAUAUAUUGCUUUUCUCCCUUCCAUUGAAUCUACUGAAUCAUUUGCGGAAUGCAAGGACUAAUCAAAAGUUUUUGUCUUUUCUUUUUCUUCUUGGACACACCAAAACAAUAUCCCACUCUGUUCUAGUUUGUGGUCAAUGUUAUAGCCACUCAGUAGCGAAUCAAAGUGAUCAAAUCUCGAAUCACAAAUCGCUAAAGUGACACCAAACUUCUGUCAACUUUGAUCGUUUGUAUUUCACACAACAUCCCCCUCAUGCUCACUCCGUCCGCGUAAAUCGUACUCGCAAAACAUUUUAUAGUAUUAUUUAUUAAUGACAAGUGUUUGCAUUUGCAAAUAAAUUAAGAAAAACAGAAGGAACGUGGCUCUUUGAACAGGGUAGCCUGAAGAGAGGCAUUCGGCCCAUGUUUAUUCAUUCUUUUCUAAAUGAAGAAAAGGAAAACAGCAGGAAUAAUAAUGAUAAUGAUCUUUUUUUGUCUUUUUAUUAUGAAAUUGUUAUAUAAAAAAAAAAACUUGUUGCCAAGAUUGCUUUUAAAAACAAAUGUAUCUUUUUUGUCUUGUAACAGUAUUUGUUUUGAACUGAAUAAAUAGAGGCAAACGCAA